Messenger RNA from Ogataea philodendri, 5412 nucleotides. RefSeq lists its product as uncharacterized. Gene Ontology annotation, cellular component: cytoplasm; plasma membrane. Gene Ontology annotation, molecular function: small GTPase binding; guanyl-nucleotide exchange factor activity. The coding region runs from base 1 to 5412 and encodes 1803 amino acids. The transcript has a single exon. The record is from RefSeq and is a predicted model, not a curated record. Gene Ontology annotation, biological process: small GTPase-mediated signal transduction. NCBI's taxonomy places the organism in Eukaryota, Fungi, Ascomycota, Pichiomycetes, Pichiales, Pichiaceae.
AUGGUUCUUUGGAGCAAACUCCCCAAUUUCCGUUACGGGAGGGUGAUUGAGUCGUUUUUGCCGCUUAAGAACUUGGACAAAUCAAGCGAAGAUGCCAAACAUAUUUCCCAAAACUUUGUCAAUGUAUACCCUGGAGAUCGGGUCUUUUUGUUCGAAGCAGAGCAGGGAGGUGAAUGGGUCCGUGGAUACGUUGUUUCCUUGCCAAUGCCGUCUGAUUUUCUUACAGCAAUGGCCUCGUUGGAUAAAAUGCCCGAAUCUCGUACCUGCGUGGCUGUUCUUCCAACCUCUUGUCUAGAGAUCCUGAAAGACAUCCCAUUACCAAAGACUCCGUCUGGCCACACAGGACCCCCACCAUUGCCACUGAACAUUUUAUCGACCGAGUCAUCAUACUUUGACGAGAUUGUGUCUUCGUUGCGAUCGUUGGCAGUUUACUGCUACGCCGUCUACUCAAUGAACGAAUUCAAUCUGUUCAACAAACUUUCAGAAAUCUUCAAAGAACUCAACGACAUCAGACUCAGUUUUCUCUACGACCUCCUCACCAAUCAUGAGAAGACAGUAGCGUAUCAAAAGUCCGCCGUUCUGGUCAACAAAGUGUCCAAAUUGCUUGUUCCUGUGAUCAAAAAAGAUGUUGGUGGAUAUCUUGCCGUUUUUUCAAGGAACGAACAAACCGGUCAAUUGUUCAAAGCGGAGCUCGAAAAACCGGCUGAUUCAAGCAUGAUAAAUCUCGCAAAAGUCGCACAGAACCAGAUCUUCUCCGCUCUGGCUUCGAACUUCCCGGUUAGACACCCAAACAUCUCCUAUGUUCCUGAAAAGAUGUCCAAAUUCAAACCGUCUGUUCCAUCCCACAUUUUUGUGGACUUCAAGUCCGUGGUUGGCUCUUCGACAUUUGUUCCAGAAAACUACGACGGCUUGAAUGCAUACAUGUACCUGAGAAACACCAAGAGACAGCUAACAGAGACGUUUAGCGUUUCGAUAAAACCUGGACAAAAAAUGGAGCUGGCAAACAUUCCUGCUGCCAUUUUUCAGAAUAUACCCGUCAGUGAGGUUGAAAAUACAAGAGUCUAUUUGGUUGCCGUGUUGACAGAAAAUAUCCGUCUUGAUCAGACAACGCUCAAAGUUGUUCGCAAAGGAAUUGCAGCAGGAGUUGCUAACGUUACCAGAAUGUUUAGCGUCCGACAGGGACAUCUUUCCACAAACGAAUCGCACCACUUUGCUAUCAAACUGUUUGCGUCGUAUUCUAUCUCGGAGGAUCCUAUGUCUCCGGCAACAGGAGCUGGUCUCAAUGACGGUGGAUGGGGAGAUCUAGUGGAGAGAAUCAUCACUGGUUCCACCCAAGGAGUUGCUGUCAAUCCUCGCGCUGAGAAGUUGACGCUUGUGAUCAAGGAGUUAAGAAACUCUAAUCUUGAUGAGGACAUUCAGAAAACUUCGGAUGCUGUUUCGACCGUGAGACCUAUGGUUUUCUCUCCUUUUGAACAUUCUUACGAUAGAACCUAUUUAACACUGGUUCAGUGUCACGGGAUUACUCUCAAACGGAAAGAGGUAAGCUUUAUAACGGUGAUCGUGAAGUCUGUUGACGAAUCUGUGACAUUCAGCAGAGGCGCAAACGUUGAACAGCGAUCUUCAUGGCAGUUUAUUAGCGUUUCACCAAAUGAAAAAGUCCAGGAAACAGUGUUGAUAAAUGAGUCUGGCACAACAUCUUCAACUCGGUCAGAUCAAAUGCUGAUCGAGGUGUACAAGAACGGUAAUUAUCUUGGAGAAGGAAAGUUCCAAUGGAAAUCAGGGUCGCAGGUCAAGGAUACAAGUAAGAAAGGUCACCUUGUUGAUAUAUUCGGAGCAGGUAGCUCACACUUGGGUUCUGUGGAGCUGGAAAUUGAAUAUGUUGGUGCCAAGUACAAUAUUGAUCCUCAUGUCUCCGCAAUUACGAACUGGAAAGAAUCGGCAUUGGCCUCCCAUCCCUCCGACCUAAUUCAAGCACUUUCAGACCUCGACAAAGUUGAGCUUCUAACUGUUGUCAAGUUCUUUGGAGUACUGUUAUUUAAUCUGCUGGAAAUAUUCAACGAGUCAGUGGAAAAAAACAACGAGAAUCUGAAGAGAUCUUCCUUUGUGAGUAUCGUUCAUCUUCUAGACAUUGUCCUUGCUAGACAGACUCAUUACACAUAUUUAUUUGCUGAAUUUUUCACCAACUAUACCCAGCUCCCAGCUAUUGGUGAACAAUUACUAGAACUCGCAUCGUUAUAUUUUGCCAACGUUGAGACAGACUGGAACUCCACCGGAAGAGCGCUUUGUCGGGCAUCGUAUCCAGUUUUGAGAAUCGCAUCUGCAGCCGCUUCAGACAAAGACAAGUUUGCACGCAAGUGUCAUGGCUUCUCUAAAGCGGCAACAAUCAUCAUUGGAUUGCAAAAGGAUUCCUUGGUGGCAGACCAAUUAUUGCUUGUGGAGGCACUUGAGUUGUGGGUGGAUACUUUCAGGGACUUUUGUGACGACCAAACAAUAGUCGGUUUUGUAUGCAAUUGGCUCGAAGCCAUUGGAUUGCGUGGUUUGGCUUCUAUGAACACACCAUCCCUCAACGCAUUGGCUAGCAAAAAGAAAGCCAAUGAGCAUAGAUUGAUAGUUGCCAAGAUGCUAUUUAUUCGCAGACUUCUAGACUCCUGGCUUCUAACGUCUGGUUCGAUUGCUGCCAGAGACGAGCUUGUUUCCAGCUCCUUAAAAUGGGCUUUGGAAGUGAUUGUUUGCAAGAAGGUCGAUCUGGAUGUCAUUCGAUUGGCUUUAGGUAUUAUUCUUUCGGUUGAUACCGCCUCUUUCGGAAGCGAACGAGUUUUCGUGGAUGACAGCAGUCAGCUGUAUGCUGCUCUGUUCAGGAUGAUCCCAACCCUCGCAGAGACAUUCUACAAUUGUUUGGAAUACUCUCAGGAAAAUGAUUUAUUGCAACCAAGAAGAACAUUUACGCAGCUAUUUCCUACAGAAUUCCCGUUCACAGAGCAUACAUUUGAUUCUGCUGUGAGCGAUGAGGUUUUCUCUGAGGUAUUGAUUGAACUGGCUAUUCUGAUCUCCAUUCACUCUAAAAUUGCAAAAGGAAACAGUUCAGCGCUGUUGAAACUCAUGGCUACCAAAUACAUAUCACCGGCCUUUGAAAAAUUGAGCCCAUUGAUUGGUGCUUCUGGAAACCACAUGCAAUCUCCAACUAGACCUUUCGAUACCAUGAUAUGGAUAGCAACCAUUUUCAGUUCGAGAUACUAUCCUUCGGAAAAAUGGUUUUCGCUUCAAUCGAUCAUCACAGAGGGUAUUUUAUCUUUGACUGAAGUUGUCUACCCUCUUUCUGUUCAGUUGGUUCCGACCUUGGAUAAGCGCGACCUGUUCAAUAUCGACGCAUGGCACAAAUAUCUCACCUCUAUUCUUCACUGCGGUAUUGCACAAACGUCAUCAUUGGAGCAUCUGUUUGAUAUCCCACGGAAAUGCUGUUUCCUGCUAACAGGGGAUAUUCGUACACGAACGGCUACCUUACUGGAAACAAUUUGGGGAAACUUGGGACAGCAGGCAUCAAUGUCGGAGUUCAACAGAUUCGGUGUUGGUAAAUACAAUGGUUUCCAACCGUUGUUCAUUGUCAGCUCUGAGUAUAGUCUUGUGCAACAGAUUCUUUUGUUGUGUUUGCAGCGCAAUGACAAGUGUUUGGAGGUUGGAGUCAACAUGGUCUGGUCGAUGAUUGUGGCCGAAUGGUCCAACAAGAAGAAUUUUGAGGAACUUCGGAGAUCAUGCAUUCUUUCUUUGUACGAAAUCUUCCACAAAGAGACAGGCUAUUACCCUGGCUCCGAGGAAAUCGUCAGUUUUGUCACCAAACUCACCGCAAAGGUGACUUUGACCACUCAAGACGAAGCGUACGAACCGAUCAUGGAACUGAUCAAGACACUAUGCGACUACUUUGAGAACUUGAUUGGGCUGCAAAGCAUUCCAAAGGGAGAUGAUUUCGACGACGAUAGAAUGUACUACCAGCUCAGAUUGUCGCAUUUCCUGUUGAAAGAGGACCGUCCAGAAGUUUUCCAGUCUUUUGUGAACGACUUGUAUGAGUCCAGUUUGGAGAAGGAGAACUAUGUUCAAGCUGCUCUUUCGCUAGGUCUUUUGGCAGAUACUUACACUUGGGACACGGAAACCGUGGUGGAAGCCUGCGAGAAACCAAAGUUUCCACGUGAGACCGUCUUCAAACGGAAAGAGCAUCUGUACAAACUGAUAGCCAGUAACUUGGUGAAAGGAAAACGACCAGAGCAAGCAGUGGAAAUAUACCAAGAGCUGCUUGACUCGUACUACAACUACAAUUUCGAUCUGAUGGGACUGAGUCAUUGUCAUGGCGAGCUGGCUAUGAUUUACAAAGCGUUGCAGACCGUGGAUCGUGUUGAGUCGACGUAUUUCCGUAUUGCGUUUGUUGGAUCUGGAUUCCCCGACUCCCUGCGAGACAAGGACUUCAUCUACGAGGGAAUGGCCUACGAGCAUAUCACCUCGAUGGGACAGCGGUUGUCCAGACUGUAUCCAGGCACGCACUUGAUUGGCAGCGAAGACCAUCUUCAAAGACUGAAAGAUGAACAGCCAACAGGCAAGUAUGCACACAUCAAGGUUGUGAGUCCUGUGAAAGAGCUAUCGAAGGACAAGCUGUCGUUCAUGACGAAACAAUAUAUGGACAACAAGAACGUGCGUCAGUUCCAAGCUGUUAGAAGACUUCCAGGAUCCAAAGGUGUCGAGGAUUUGUGGACCGAGGAAGUUUCAUACGAAACAUACACGUCUUUCCCGACAUUGAUGAACCGGUCCGAAGUCAAGGAGACUAAAGUUGUACGGCUAUCUCCGUUGGAGAAUGCACUGCGUUCGCUUACUGACAAAAACGAGCAUCUACAAGAUUUACAGUACAAAGCACAGCAGGCCAUCAAGGACAAUGCAGAUCUGAGUGGCUUAUCCGAAUCUGCGAUGUUUAGCGAGAUUUCCCGGGUGGUUGCUGGGGCCGUGGAUUCCCCAGUUAACGGCGGUGCAGGACAAUAUCGGGUAUUUUUUAGUCAUGAGACAGUUGAAGGGCUGAACGAGCUGGUACAACAACAAUUUUGGGAGCUUGUGAAAAAUUUAUUCAACCUUUUAAAGCUGCAUGGAGCGCUUGUUCCGGAACAACUUUUCGAGAAUCAUAAAACGCUUGUGGAGCUUUUCAGCAGUAAUUUCAAAAAGGAACUGGACUUGCUGGACCUGCAAGUGAAGGAUGCAAUGGAUAUGGAGAAAUUACGCGAGAUAAUUUUUGCGAGCUCGGCCUCAGACUCCGCAUUGUCUUUGAAUCUGACCCCAACCAACAGUAACGUUUCGAUCCAUUCGGACUCGUUGGAAUCGAGGUUCUCGCAAAAUCUAUCGAUUACCGGAGUUAGGCUCUUGUCGAAAAAUAACAAGUAA